AUGAGUGCGAAUCGAGUGAAGCUCACUAACGAAAUUCUCCACGGGAUUCGAGUAAUCAAACUCUACGGAUGGGAAGACAUUGCAAACGAAAUGAUUCGCGAUGUCAGAGUGAAGGAGAUUGCGUUGUUACGGAAAUUCAACAAUCUGCGCCUUACAAGUUCGGCGAUGAUGUUCCUAGCGCCCACUCUACUCAAUCUGGUUUGUUUCUCGGCGACAAUACUACUCGGCAACACAUUAGACGUGUCAUCAGCAUUCUUUGUUAUGGCGCUUACGACUGCAUGUCAAAACGCGUUCAGUGUGUUUGCCGAUGCGACAGUUGCAUUAGCUGAAGCCAUAACAUCCACUAAGCGACUAACAGAAUUUCUAUCUGCGGAUGAAGUUGUCGACACUAAUAAAGAAUCGAACACCCCAAAACAACUGCCACUGGUCUCUAUAGAAAAUGGAGAUUUCCAAUGGGAGGAGGACGCUGUCAUCCCAACACUUUCCAACAUCAACCUCAUCCUCGAUCCUCAGACACUAACGGUUGUAGUUGGAGCCGUGGGGAGUGGUAAGUCCAGCCUCGUCAACGCUAUCCUUGGAGAAAUAAAACAAGUUCGCGGCGAACGUGUAGUACAUGGUAACGUGGUAUAUGCGAGUCAGCAAGCUUGGAUCCAGAAUGACACAGUGCGCAACAACGUCCUUUUUGGUGAGGACUACGACGCGAUUCACUAUCGAAAGGUUAUUGAGUCGUGCCAGCUUCUACCAGAUUUUGAAAUGUUGGACCAUGGAGACCAAACAGAAAUUGGUGAACGUGGUAUCAAUCUAAGCGGUGGUCAGAGAGCACGAAUUGCUCUAGCUCGAGCGUUGUAUCGCUCUCGACACUUUGACUUCGUGGUGUUGGACGACCCUCUCAGCGCACUCGACGUCCACGUGGCGAAUAGUGUGUUUCUAGAUGGAAUCGAUGGCAUUGGGCUGGGGAAAACACGCUUGUUAGUGUUGAACUCACACUACCACUUGCUGCGCUAUGCACAUCGAGUGUUGGUCAUGGUGGAUGGACAAAUUGCGGGAGAUGGCAAAUUGGAAGAAUUGGAGCACCAGUUUCCGUUCCUAAAUACAGCAUCAACGCGAGUUAGUGACGUGUCGGACGACGGAACUAACGAUGCAAAUAUCUUUGAAUUGAUCUCGAAAGGGCAUAAACCAGCUAAAUGUGAAAACGUGACGCCAGGAAAGCUGAUCACUCAAGAAGACCGACGAGUAGGCUCUGUUCACAUUCAAAGCUAUAUCGACUAUCUGUCCUCUUCGGAAUGGGAUGGGCGUUAUCGCUCAGAUUGCACUAUUUUCCUGCGACUGGUUUUUGAGUCGGUGGUCACGAGGGUCGGUGUCUUUAAGUCAAAUGAACUCAUUGGCGGUGUACGCGGGGAUAGUUACUAUCGCCGUAUUACUUGUUACUGCUCGGUGUUUCUUCCUCAUCCAAACUUGCAUGACAUGUUCGAUUAA
Phytophthora nicotianae INRA-310 is the source of this 1476-nucleotide messenger RNA. RefSeq lists its product as hypothetical. The coding region runs from base 1 to 1476 and encodes 491 amino acids. Gene Ontology annotation, cellular component: membrane. The transcript is spliced from 2 exons. NCBI's taxonomy places the organism in Eukaryota, Oomycota, Peronosporomycetes, Peronosporales, Peronosporaceae. Gene Ontology annotation, molecular function: ATP binding; ATP hydrolysis activity; ABC-type transporter activity. Gene Ontology annotation, biological process: transmembrane transport. The record is from RefSeq and is a predicted model, not a curated record.